UACCUAAUAAUACAAAUGAAGAGAAUAGUAUCAAUAAUGUUGAUGAUGAUAGUAAUCUAUUAAAUUCUGAUGAUAGAGCUGAUGAUGAACAAGAGCCAUGUGGAAAUGCACGUGGAAAUGCACGUGAAGGUGCACGUGAAAUGUACGUAGAAGUGCGAGAGGAAGGCCAAGAGGAAGGCCAAGAGGAAGACCAAAAGGAAGGCCAAGAGGAAGAGGAAGACCAAGAGAGAGGGCACAAGGAACUUAUGCUAAUUUUUCAUUCAAAAAAAAGACCUCCAAAACUCUAA
Racocetra fulgida is the source of this 287-nucleotide messenger RNA. NCBI's taxonomy places the organism in Eukaryota, Fungi, Glomeromycota, Glomeromycetes, Diversisporales, Gigasporaceae. The record is from the annotation of a GenBank genome assembly.